This is a messenger RNA of Trichoderma asperellum CBS 433.97, 810 nucleotides long. Lineage: Eukaryota; Fungi; Ascomycota; Sordariomycetes; Hypocreales; Hypocreaceae. The record is from RefSeq and is a predicted model, not a curated record.
GAAACACUAUUAUUGGACAGCUGCGACACCCUUAAUGGCAAGGACUGUACAAUAAAAAAACGAAUGAACAAAUUGUGAGUUUGAAUAGCUUUUUCCCUUAAUGCGACAUGAGUGACUCUGAGUAUGCACUAAGCGUGGACUUAUUCGGUCCACACAUUGAAUCGACAAAAAAUUUAGGCAAGUGAUACCAUCUAGCCCUUAUAAUGUUGGCGAUUAACAAUAGAAUAGACGGUGACUGGUCUAGUCCAUUGAAUGAUACCAAUAGCUCGGCAUGUAGCGACAGCACUGGUAGCCCACGUGACUUAGUUGUCGAAGACUCGAAUUAUGCGGGCGGCGUUAAUAUUUCAGACUUGCAACCUGCGGUACCAGACGACAGCUCCAGCUUUGGCGAGGGAAGUCUACCCGAAAUCGAAAGACAGCACAGGAGACACACGCGAGAAUCUCCUCCAGUGGGUAGAAUAGUGAGAUGCGACAGAGCUAUUAAUUGCAGUAGAGCGCUACUUGAGGUCCUCGAAAGAAUGAAUCCAGAAGUAAAGAUUGAAGUUUCUGUUCACAUUACUGGAACAACGGAGCAGGGCGUGCAAUAUCCUUCAUCUUUAAUACGGAUACAGCGUUGUGAUUGUAUGGUUUGCGGUGUUGAACAGCUUCAUAUAGCCGUGCCGUAUCAAUGCAAGCACAAGUAUUCGAAAAAAUCUGCAGAAUUAAAAUUAGGGAUGGACAAGACUAAUAAUUCGACUUCGGGACUCAGCAAUAGCGCAGUUGUUAUAAGAACAACAGAUGACAGGGCACUUUAGCAACUUUGUUGAAAAG